Molecule: messenger RNA, 1692 nt
Organism: Camellia sinensis
Lineage: Eukaryota; Viridiplantae; Streptophyta; Magnoliopsida; Ericales; Theaceae
Product: potassium transporter 26
Biological process (GO): potassium ion transmembrane transport
Cellular component (GO): membrane
Molecular function (GO): potassium ion transmembrane transporter activity
Source: RefSeq, a predicted model, not a curated record
AAAGCAGCUGUUUAUUUGGAAUUGUAUGUGAGUGCAGAUCAAGUGGUAUUCAUUUCAGUUGUGCUUCUGGUAGCUUUGUUUGCUUUCCAAAGAUAUGGGACAAGCAAAGUUGGGUUCAUCUUCUCCCCAAUUAUGCUAAUGUGGUUUGUUUCAAAUGCUUUAAUUGGUAUCUACAAUAUUAUCAAAUACCAUCCCUCCAUUAUUAAAGGGGUCUCUCCUCAUUACAUAUACAUCUUCUUUCUGAGAAAUGGCAAAACAGGAUGGGAAAUUCUUGGUGCAAUUUUCUUGUGCAUAACAGGUGCUGAAGCCAUGUUUGCUGAUCUAGGCCACUUCAACAAGAGAGCAAUUCAGUUGGCUUUCUCUGUCUUUGUUUAUCCAGCAUUGGUUCUCACCUACGCGGGUGAAGCAGCAUAUUUAGUUAAAAACCCAGAUCAAAUCGGCACGGCCUAUUACAGUUCCAUUCCUAAUCAAGUUUAUUGGCCAAUGUUCGUCAUUUCUACGCUUUCUGCAGUUGUUUCAAGUCAGUCUAUGAUAUCUGCAAGUUUCUCCAUUGUCAAGCAGUCUAUGACUCUGGGUUGUUUCCCUCGAGUUAACAUGAUACACACUUCUUCCGAACACGAAGGGCAAGUGUACUCCCCAGAAAUCAACUAUAUUCUCAUGUUUCUCUGUGUUGGCCUUGUCAUUGGUUUCAAAGGUGGUGUUGCACUCUCAAAUGCUUAUGGUGUGGUGGUCAUCUGGGUCAUGAUCAUUACGACAUUUUUAACAACGCUGGUGAUGCUGGUGAUCUGGGACACAAAUUUCCUUCUCAUCUGUGCAUUUUUCUUGCCAUGUGUACUAAUCGAAGCCAUAUUCAUGACAUCCUUGCUUAACAAAAUCCCACAAGGAGGAUGGGUACCAUUUGUUAUCUCAGUUUUCUUCCUAGUAGUCAUGCUAUCUUGGACCUAUGGAAGGAGCAAGAAGAGUAUGUAUGAGGCAGAGAAGAAAAUGAGUUUAGUUGAACUGAACCAAAUGAUGUCAAGAGGGGACGUUUAUCGCCCACUGGGACUUUGCUUCUUCUGCACAGACCUUGUCAACGGAAUCCCACCAAUCAUCCGCCAUUACAUUCAGCACACAAACUCAGUUCACGAAAUCAUGGUGAUCAUCACGAUGAGAACACUCCCAAUCAAAACUGUCCUCCCAGAGGAACGGUUGGUGGUUGGGAAACUGGGACUUGGAGUUUACAGGUGUCUGGUUCAGUUUGGUUACAAAGACUCACCAAGCAUGAAUGGAGACGACUUUGUUGCUUCGGUGGUGGGAAGACUCCGCGAGCUUGCCGAGACUGCUGGAGAAAAGCAAGAAUUGGAAUCGGCUGCAGAGAAAGGAGCUGUGUUCGUGAUAGGCCGGACCAUUCUCAAAUCAAACAAGGACAACAGUUGGUUUUCUCGCUUCAUCAUAGAUCACUUAUACAGAUUCCUUCAAAAGAACAGCAGGGCUGCAAUUUCAACACUUCAAGUAGUCCCACCAGAAAAUACUUUGCAAAUCGGGAUGCUUUACGAAAUCUAGAACCAGCCCAACACAUCUUCAUUGUGUACCUAUGUGUUUGUUAAAAUGUUGAGAAAUGAAUUUGCUUGGCAGCAGAAUUACUGUUAUGGUUUCCCCUUCCAGUAAUGGAAUUUAUAAAUAUAUAAGCGAGAAAAACCAUUUUUAUCAAAA